This is a messenger RNA of Hylaeus volcanicus, 3346 nucleotides long. It is a transcript of the gene bmm, whose product is annotated as 1-acylglycerol-3-phosphate O-acyltransferase Pnpla3-like. Gene Ontology annotation, molecular function: triacylglycerol lipase activity. The record is from RefSeq and is a predicted model, not a curated record. Bases 189 to 1955 code for a protein of 588 amino acids. Gene Ontology annotation, biological process: triglyceride catabolic process; lipid homeostasis. The transcript has 12 exons. Gene Ontology annotation, cellular component: lipid droplet; membrane; cytoplasm. Lineage: Eukaryota; Metazoa; Arthropoda; Insecta; Hymenoptera; Colletidae.
AAAGGACUACUGAUAGUUCCAAGUUGGACGCCGUGCGUGAUACGUCGUUGAUAGCGCUUCCUUUGCAAGUGACGUUCGUAGUGCCGUAGAUAGGAGAUCAGUACUUUUUGAUUAUUUGUACAAUUACCUUUGAUAAUCAACAUAAACAAAGCAACGGUGACCGGUACAGCGCUUAAGAGAAUUCCGAAAUGAAUUUAUCGUUCGCUGGUUGCGGUUUUCUUGGUAUUUACCACGUUGGUGUGGCAGUGUGCUUCAAGAAAUACGCUCCACACUUGCUCUUGGAUAAGAUUAGUGGUGCAUCGGUUGGUGCUAUCGCUGCCUGUUGUCUUCUUUGUGACUUGCCCCUCGGAGAGAUCACAAGUAAUUUAUUGCGUGUUGCACGCGAAGCGCGCCAACGUACUCUUGGUCCGUUUAGUCCAUCUUUCAAUGUACAGAAAAUAUUGUUGGAAAGCUUGCAGAAGUUCCUUCCUAAUGAUGCCCACAUUCGAGUGAGCGGUAAACUCCACAUCUCUUUGACAAGAGUGUAUGAUGGAAAAAAUGUAAUUGUUUCGCAAUUCUCUUCUAAAGAAGACUUGUUACAGGCAUUAUUAGCAAGUGCAUUUAUUCCACUCUUUUCUGGACUUUUACCACCACGAUUUCGUGGUAUCAGAUACAUGGAUGGUGGUUUUAGCGAUAAUCUUCCUACGCUUGACGAAAAUACAAUUACUGUUAGUCCUUUUUGUGGUGAAAGUGAUAUUUGUCCUAGAGAUGAAUCUUCUCAACUCUUCCAUGUCAAUGUUGCAAAUACUAGUAUAGAACUUUCAAGACAGAACAUAUAUAGAUUUGCAAGAAUACUGUUUCCACCUAAUCCAGAGAUACUUUCAAGUAUAUGCAAGCAAGGGUUUGAUGAUGCAUUAAGAUUUCUUCAUCGUAAUAAUUUACUCAACUGUACUCGAUGUCUCGCCGUACAAUCUACGUUUGUUGUCUCAGAAACUCUUGAUGAUAAUAUGGAAUAUGACCCUGAAUGUUUAGAAUGUAAAACACAUAGACAGGAAGCAUUGGUAUCUAAGUUACCUGAGACAGUUAUGACCAUUUUCCAAGAUGCAAUUGAUUCUGCUAAUAAAGGCCUUAUUAAUUGGUUCUUCAAACAUCGAAGCGUAAAACUAUUAUCGUUACUUAGUUUACCGUACACGAUACCAGCAGAUGUAGUAUAUGCAACAUUUACAAAGUUUAUUUUAAGUGUUCCUAAAUUACGAAGAAAUUUGUUAGAAUUAAGAACAUUCUUCUUGGAUCAAUUAAACAUGCUAUUCCCCCAAAUCACUGUGUAUUAUCAACGAAUGCCACAAACUAUUAAAUGCCAAUUAGCUAUUACAGAAUAUGGAUCAAGUAUAUAUAAUAUGGAAGCAGUAGACGAGACUGACAGUUUGUAUAAAAAUCAAAAGAAUCUAAAUUUAACUUUACAAUACGAUGAAAUACAACCAUGGGUGGAUCAUAGUAAUACAUCAAAAUGUGUUAUAAAUAUGUCUGAGCUUACACCUGUUGAUGAUACUUUUGAAAAUAUUCUUCAAGUUACAUCAGACCAAGAAGCUGUGAUGUCGUACUAUUAUAUGGAUGAUAAUAAUAAAGUACAAGUAACCGAGAUAUUUGAUGUUACGGAUUCAGAAUCGCAUACAAUGUUAUCUAUAGAAGAAGUUGAAAAUAAUAGAAAAUUACAAUUCGAUGAAUGGGAUGAACCCUCAUGGUUAUCUCAGCAUACACUCAGUGAUGUUGUUUGCGAAUCUUUAUAUACGGAUGGAAACCAAUUAAGUAUGGAAAAUUUAUCAGAUAUUUCUAUAGAAGAUGACAUUAUGGGAGGCUCAAAUAUCUCUUCAGAUCCAGAGAGCGAAUGGGCAGUGAGUAAAAAUCAACCAGUAGUACAAGUUUCUAAUCCUCCAGAUAGUCGACCAGAAGUGGAUCAAUCAUCGUUAAAUUUAUAAAAUAAAAAAUGUUUUCACAACUAUACAGACGAAAAAUGUACAUAUAUUAUUGAUUUAUAUUUUGUAACGUUAUGAAGCAUUUGAAACCUUCUAUAGUCAAUGAUAUCACGUUGAAGUAAGGAUUAUUAAUGCUCAACGUUGAUAAUGUUUUAUAAACGUUCAAAUCAAUAUGCUAUACGAAAAGAUCAAAGGUAUAGAUGCAAGUGCACUUUCGUGAUAACAUAUUAUAAUUUAUAGCCUGUGUUAUGCAUUGACAAGUAUAAGAUACAGUACAAGUGACAUAUAACAGAAGUAUCUUCAACGGAGCAUACACAGUAUUUUAUUAUUAAUGAAAGUUGUUAAGAAAAGUCUAGCAUUGUUAUUAAAUAUUUGUAAGGUAUGUAUUGGUAGAUCUCCCAAAACAGAGACUGAUUGUGAAAGAAAUGUAUAUAAUGUAAUAAUGGAAGAAAUUUGUCUCUGCUCUAAUUCCACGUUGACUUAUUAAUAGUGAAUAUAUCAAACAAACUGCGUUCAUCAAGCGUCUUUUUAUUAGGUCUUGAUUUUUAGAUUAUGUUAUUAUUAUAUUUCUAUAGGAAGAACAGGGAUUAAAUAUUCUGUGCGAAUACCUUUAUAAUUAUAUAGAUCGAUAUCGAACUGUUUGUACGAUUACAUCUUGUGAUAAAUACUCAAGGGAAUGAAGAAAUUAGUUAUUUAAAUUAGGGUAGUCAAAAUGAAAUUUGUAGUUGCAUACAGCUGGAACUGAAUGCCAAUUAACAUACAAAGUUUUUAUAAUGUUUAAUAAUGACAAAACUGCUGUUGAUGAUGACUAUCAUAAUUCCUAGUGAUAAAUUAAGUACAAUUAAACAGUGGGUCAUCUUUUUUGAGUCAAAAAUAUAGCAAAUACUAUUGUAUGAUAAGAGGCCUUUAGAAUUCUACACUAUAUUAUUUUUUCAAAUGAUACAUACAGUAAAUCAUACACGAUAGAUAUUAUUUUAAAAAAUUACAUUUAUGCGUGUAUGUACUGUAUGGCUUUAACAUAAAUGUGUAGAAUAAAUAUAAGAGAAGCAUGUUACAUAUUGAUAUUUUUUAAAUGAAAUUCUGUGUGUCAUAUACUUUUAAGUGUUAUCUAUUUAAGUAAAAUAUGAUCUUCGCGAUAGUUACUUUAGUCGUUAGAAUUAUGUUUAAACAAUAACUUUAUAUAAAAUUGAGGAAUGAAUUUAAUUUUAACAGCAGGAUUGCUUUUUAACUUGAACGAUAGAUUUUUAAUAUUUUAAUUUAUUCAUUAAAUUUUUUAAUAUUUUUGUAUUACUCCGUUACAAAAUGUUAUUCAUCCAUAAAUUUGUUUACUUUAUGAUAUCCAUAUCUAUGAUCAACACUUUAUAUUUAUUGUGAAUGAUGGAAAGUUAACCUGA